CUUAGGUAUAAAAAGGAGACAAUUCCAGUCAGGUUCGAGACGCAAAACUUAGCGGACUACCUUAUUCUAGUUUUUCAUGUAAACGGGCUAAAAUCGUGCCUUUUUUGCCGUUUUUUCAACAUCUCUUGAUUGACUAGAGUAAUAAAGUGUCUAUGAUGGGAGAACCGAGCUUUGUAUCAUGGUCCGCUCAUCGCGGAGGAGGCUUCGGCGGUAAUCUCACAGUCGUAGACAAGGUCCUGCCUGAUAUGCUUCACAUGGUGCACCCCCAUUGGCACCAAUUCCCACCCAUGAACCCUCUCUGGCACGGUCUAUUGGGCUUCAUGAUUGGUGUACUUGGGUUUGUAUCCGUUGUUGGUAACGGCAUGGUGAUCAACAUCUUCUGCGGUGCUAAAUCUUUGCGGACUCCUUCGAAUUUACUGGUAGUGAACUUGGCUUUUUCUGAUUUCCUAAUGAUGUUUACAAUGGCAGCUCCAAUGGUGAUCAACUGCUACUAUGAAACCUGGGUCUUAGGUCCACUUUUCUGCGAAAUUUAUGGAAUGUUCGGCUCACUUUUCGGCUGUGCUUCCAUUUGGACCAUGACUUUCAUCGCCCUGGACAGAUAUAACGUUAUUGUUAAGGGAUUAAGUGCUCAACCUCUCACAAAGAAAACAGCAAUGCUCAGAAUUCUCAUUAUUUGGGCUAUGUCUGCUCUCUGGACACUCGCACCUAUGUUUGGAUGGAGCAGGUAUGUACCUGAAGGAAACAUGACUGCCUGUGGAACUGACUAUCUCACUCAAACCUGGCUUAGCAAAAGCUAUAUUUUGGCCUAUUCUAUCUUCGUAUACUUCGUUCCUCUCCUUACUAUCAUCUAUUCUUAUUGGUUUAUCGUACAGGCUGUAGCUGCUCAUGAAAAAUCGAUGAGAGAACAGGCUAAAAAAAUGAACGUGGCUUCCUUGAGAUCGUCAGAAGCUUCACAGACAAGUGCAGAAUGCAAAUUGGCUAAAAUCGCCCUUAUGACCAUCACAUUAUGGUUCUUCGCAUGGACCCCGUACCUCGUGACAAACUUUACCGGCAUUUUUGAAGCAGCCAAAAUAAGUCCCUUGGCUACCAUUUGGUGUUCACUCUUCGCUAAAGCGAAUGCAGUUUACAACCCCAUUGUAUAUGGUAUUAGCCACCCUAAAUAUAGACAGGAACUCCAGAGAAAAUAUCCUUCCUUGGUCUGUGCUCCCCCACCAGAUGAUACUGCGUCUGCAGCUUCAGGUGCUACAAACGUCGCUGAAGAAAAACAAAUACCUGCAUGAGCAACAUAAUAGUACACCGAAGAAAACAAUAAGAUGUAAAUAUAAUCGAAAACAAUGUAACUCAAGGCGAUGUAUUUUUUAAAUGUAAUAUAGUGGAUUGAUCACAAUGAA
Messenger RNA from Harmonia axyridis, 1391 nucleotides. RefSeq names its product rhodopsin. Bases 153 to 1280 code for a protein of 375 amino acids. The record is from RefSeq and is a predicted model, not a curated record. Gene Ontology annotation, cellular component: membrane. NCBI's taxonomy places the organism in Eukaryota, Metazoa, Arthropoda, Insecta, Coleoptera, Coccinellidae. The transcript has 6 exons. Gene Ontology annotation, biological process: phototransduction; visual perception; G protein-coupled receptor signaling pathway. Gene Ontology annotation, molecular function: G protein-coupled receptor activity.